This is a messenger RNA of Eubalaena glacialis (North Atlantic right whale), 648 nucleotides long. RefSeq names its product zinc finger protein 22-like. Gene Ontology annotation, biological process: regulation of transcription by RNA polymerase II. The record is from RefSeq and is a predicted model, not a curated record. The transcript has a single exon. Gene Ontology annotation, molecular function: DNA-binding transcription factor activity, RNA polymerase II-specific; RNA polymerase II cis-regulatory region sequence-specific DNA binding. Bases 1 to 465 code for a protein of 154 amino acids. Lineage: Eukaryota; Metazoa; Chordata; Mammalia; Artiodactyla; Balaenidae.
AUGGAUAUCCAACACUUUUUAUCAACUGACCCCAAGUGGUCAGUUUUCUUUCUCCCACCCAGAUGCUCCCUGAAUUCCUUUAGCCAAAGCUCCAACCUCAUUCAGCACCAGAAGAUUCACAGUGGAGCGAGGCCCUAUAAAUGUAGUGAAUGUGGAAAAUCCUUCAGCUACAAAUGCAAACUUGUGCAGCACCUGCGAAUUCACACUGGAGAAAGGCCUUAUGAGUGUGGGGAAUGUGGGAAAUCCUGUAGCCACAGCUCCACUCUUAAUCAACACCAGAGAAUUCACACUGGAGCCCGACCAUAUAAGUGUGACGAGUGUGAGAAAUCCUUUAGCCAAAAGUCCAACCUCAUUCAGCAUCGGAGAGUACACACAGGAGAAAAGCCUUAUGAGUGUGGGGAAUGUGGGAAGUCCUUUAGUCAAAGCUCCCACAUCAUUCAACACAGAACACUUCACACCAGAUAACCUCAUGAAUGCAGUGACUGGGAGAAAACCAGUUACAGCCAAUGGUCUGUAAUUCAACAGAAGUUCACAGCCUGGAUAAAUUUUAUUUGUGCAGCAAAGUUGGGAAAACCUUCAUCUAAAGGUCUCUGAGACCUACAGGGAACAUGGGUUUUCAGUGUACUAGAACUAGAGUGUCUUUGUGAG